Molecule: messenger RNA, 324 nt
Organism: Ostertagia ostertagi
Lineage: Eukaryota; Metazoa; Nematoda; Chromadorea; Rhabditida; Trichostrongylidae
Source: the annotation of a GenBank genome assembly
GAUUGUGGCCUCGAACGGUACUUCCAUACGGGUGAACUCGAAAGCCUUUUUGCCGAGAUUAGUCAUCAUUAUACUGGCGAUGCUAACAAUAACAAAGGAUUACCUUUUCACGGCUUCAUGGAAAUGUUGACUAUUGUAUCUAAACGCCGUUAUCCCGAAGAGAUUUCUCUUCAAGUGGCGCUACAGGACUUGUUGAAUGUCUGUGCAAGCGCUCUGCGAAACAGAGGAUGCGAAAAGAAUUUAUAUGCUGCCGAGGCACGUUCGACAUCACAGAGGCCGAUCAAAGUCAUGCGAACCGAUCUCGCCGAUCAAAAUCACCGUUGA